Molecule: messenger RNA, 1682 nt
Organism: Archocentrus centrarchus (flier cichlid)
Lineage: Eukaryota; Metazoa; Chordata; Actinopteri; Cichliformes; Cichlidae
Product: protein S100-B-like
Exons: 3
Coding region: 60-350 (96 amino acids)
Biological process (GO): positive regulation of cell population proliferation; positive regulation of canonical NF-kappaB signal transduction
Cellular component (GO): nucleus; cytoplasm
Molecular function (GO): calcium-dependent protein binding; calcium ion binding; transition metal ion binding
Source: RefSeq, a predicted model, not a curated record
CUGCUCGAGAAGCCUUCAGUCGCACUUAAGAUCCUUGGAAGGCAGACAAGCUUCUACAGAUGGCGGCCACAAAGGACUCUGUGUCAGACCUGGAGAGCAGCAUGAUCACUAUUAUUCAAACUUUCCACAAAUACUCGGGUCAAAAGUGCAAGCUGAAGAAAGCAGAGCUUAAACAACUUAUCAACAAUGAGAUGAAUCAUUUUAUAAUGAAAAUCAAGGAGAAUGACACUCUGGAUGAGCUCUUCGCCGAUCUCGACCAGAACAAAGACCUGGAGAUCGACUUCAAAGAGUUCAUUGCCCUCAUCGCCAUGGUCACCUCAGCUUGCCAUGAACUCUUUACUUUAAAGUAAUUAGUUUGCAUGCUCACAAAUUACUCAUUUAAAUUCUGAGGAACACACAAAGGGAGAAUGUGCAGUUUUCUUUUAAUGAGACUGAGAUUUAUUAGCUGUGCAUGGUAGUUGAUUGUGAAAUAAUUUUUUAGCUCAAAAAAGUUUGUUUAAAACGCUCACCAGUCACGUUAUUAGGUACACCUCUUCAGCUGCUCAGUAUCUAAUCAGCUAAUCACAUGGCUGCAACUCAAUGCAUUCAGGCAUGUAGACAUGAUCACGACGAUCUACUGAAGUUCAAAAUGAGCAUCAGAAUGGAGACAAAAAGGUAAUUUAAGUGACUUUGAAACUGGCAUGGUUCUUGGUGUCAGACGGGCUUUUCUGAGUAUUUCAGAAACUGCUGAUCUACUGCGAUUUUCCCCACACAAUCAUCUCUAAGGUUUACAGAGAGUGGUCUGAAAAAGAGAAAAUAUCCAGUGAACCUGCAGUUCUCGGGGGGAUAGCACCUUGUAGAUGUCAGAUGUCAGAAGAGAAUGGCUGGACUGCUUUGAGUUGAUACAAAGACAACAGUAACUCACUCAUUACAUCUAAGGUAUGCAGAAGAGCAUCUCUGCAGGGACCACUUUCAACUUCAAACCUUGAAGCAGAUAGACUCCAGCACCAGAAGACCACAAGGAGUGCCAUUCCUGUCACCUGAGGCUACAAUAUGUGCAUGGGUUGGAGACAAUAGAGGAUUUGAAAAAUGCUGCCUGGUCUGAUGAGUCUUGAUUUCCACUGUGACGUUUGGAUCCUACAGUCAGAAUCUGGCAUAAGCAACAAGAAAGCAUGGCUCCAUCCUGCCUUGGAUCAACAGUUUAGGCUGUUGGUGUUGUAAUUGUGUGGGAGAUAUUUUCUUGACAAAUUUUGUGGCUUUAAUACCAAUUGAGUUUAAACACCACAGCCUACCUGAGUAUUGUUGCUGACCAUGACUUCUGACGGCUGCUUCCCGUGGGAUAACACACCAUUUCACAAAACUCAAAUAAUCUCAAACUGGUUUCUUGAACAUGACAAUGAGUUCACUGCACUCAGAUGACCUCCACAGUCACCAGAUCUCCCACAGUCACCUUUGGGAUGUGGUGGAACACAAAAUUUGCAUCAUGGAUCUGUAGUCAACAAAUCUGCAGCAACUGCGUGAUGCUCUCAUUUCAACAUGGACCAGAAUCACUGAGGAAUGUUUCCAGCACCUUGAUGAAUCUGUGCCAUGAAGAAUCAAGGCAGCUCUGAAGGCAAAAUGGGGUCCAACCCGCUACAAGCAAUGUGUACCUAAUAUAAUGACCAGUGAGUUUAUAAUAAACCAAAUACGGGAUGUGUGUUAUA